CCACCCCCGCAAGAGAGACAGUUUUCCAUACGCGAAAAGAAAAUCAUAAACAUAACUGAAAAGAUAGUUGAUUUUAAAGGGCGCGCAGCUAGCCGGGGCGUGAAAACGGAUUUGUGAGGCGUUAUCACCACACGGGCCGCUAUACGCCACAACUGCGCAGCAGCAGCGACAGAGCAGAGCAAAGGGAGCAGCAGCAACAGCAACAAGAACAAAAACAAGAGCGCAAAAAGGCGAGAAGGAGGAGUAAUCAAAGUUGCUUGUUUUGAUUUCUUGGAACGGCGUCGCCACUCCCGCUCUCCGCUGCACGCUCCACGCUCCAGCAACGCUCCGGAUAAAGCUGGCCAGGCAUAAUCAACUUGUUGCGGGAGGCAGUCGUCGCCCAGUAUUGAUUUAGUACAUGUAGGAGGCGGACGCUUCCCAGUCACAGUUGCAGUUGCCUCGCCAAUACACCAUAUUUUGUGUUUGUUUUCAACAUAUUAUUCGUAUUCCCUGAGUGUGUGCGCCUGUGUCUGUGCUGUGUGCGUUUGUGUCAUUGUGAAUCCAAAGCGGAGAAGGAGGAAGCGGAAGGCAGGAAGAAACCGAAACCAAAAGCGGAAUUGACGCAAUUGAGAACUAUUUUUAAUGACGACGCCGCCGACGACGGCCCAAAGUUGAGCCCGCCCGCUAACACGCCAGAAAUCGAAUCCCCGGCAGCAAUAGUCGAUGGCAUCGGUCUGUCGUUGAAAAUGUUUGAAACUCAUCAAAGAUUCACAAGUGAAAAAGGGCAGUGAUUACCGGAGAACUGCCGGACAACAAAGCACGGAGCACGGACAGUGGACAGCGGACCACACACACCACCGAUAGACCACCAUGGCCAUGGUCACCGAGCAGCGGUCAGGGCAGCGCCUGCCCUUGUUUCCCAUUGAGCCAGAGCCACCAGCCACGGUCACGCAGCGCCUAACGAUUGUGGUCACCAGGGUCCUACGUGCACUGCAAUUAAAUUGGAGGAUUAUCGUUUCCGGCAUCACCAUGACACUGCUGGCCGUCAUCUGGUAUUAUCCGACCUUCUUUCUGUUCUUCGCCUUCGUCGUCUAUUCCCUGGUGCUGGUCUUUGCGGCUGUGGCCGGCACCGUCUAUAUCCAUUAUAUAUUCACCACCAAUGAGCCGACGCGACCAAGUCGCGUGCCCUCGCGACUGCUCUACAAUGCCACCAAAAGCAACAUUUUUGAUCUGCCCAAGCCCAUCAAGAAUCCAUCGAAUCUGCCGCUAAUCUUUGGCAAGACGGUGGACCUGCAGCUGCAGCAGAUCAUUGAGUAUGUGCUGCGUGACUUUAUGUUGCCCUGGUUGGGAUAUGUGGUCACCAAGCCCAAGCUUAUUAACGAUGUGGUGCGCGAGGAUCUGUGGAAUGCAAUUCAGAAGAUACACGAGCGAGCUACCAAAAUGGAUGCAGCCAAGAUUAUAGCAGUGGAUAUGGUGAAUCGGGUGACGGUGCAUCUGGAAAAGAUUCGCAUAGCAGAGGCCAGGGCGUCGGAGACCAAUUCGGCUCCUGUUUUUAGCACCAACUCGUACCUGGCCGACGAAGACAUGGAGAUGGAGUUCCUGCGCAAGCUGUGUGAGAUUAUGGUGAUCCUGCUGCUGCCACGCGGCUAUUCCCUGCCCCCUCUGAAGGUCCUGCUCAGCGAGAUUCUGUCCUACAAGAUCUUCUUUCCCAUGAUCAAGAUGCUGACAUCCCCCGAUUACAUCAACCAGAAGGUGGUGCAGAACAUCGAGACUCGUCUGGCCGCGGCAGCUAUGAGUAAACGGAGCUACGAGUACGCCGCCAGCUUCGAGGACUUCCUCAAGAUCAUCAACAACUCGGGCAGUCUGGAGGAGCUGUCGCUUAUACGCAAGAGCAUCGUGAACGAUCUGAUGCAUGCUACAACCAUGCAGAAUCUGCAGCGGGCCAAGGGCCUCGAUCCGGAUCAUGAGGAUCACUCGCUGACCAAGUCGGAGCACACAGCUGCCGUGCGGCUGAAGCGCUACGUUCGCCAGCUAACGAUGGCCAAGUCCGAGUGCGAGAAGAAUCUGGCCAAGUUCGGUUGGAAUGGCAACUACUCCAGCGAUAUUGAUCUUACGCUGGUAGAGAUUCUAAACACAGCAGUGGGCCGGCGCUACUUCACCUUGUUCCUGGAGCCACUCAAAGCAAGCGCUUUGAUUGGAUUCUAUUUGGCCGUUGAGGAGAUCAAGCACGCGCACAAGUCGGCUAGCCAUCAGCUGGGCACGGAGAUAUUCUACACAUACAUUCGGGUGCCCAAGUCGGAGAUACAGAUUGAUAAGCAUGAGCGCAAGCUGAUCGAGACGUUCCUGCUGGGUGACGCCGACCCGGAUAUUUUCUACGACAUUCAACGGAAUGUGCUGCGCACCCUGGAGGAGAAGUAUUAUCCUCCGUUCGUGCUGAGCGACCAGUAUCGCCAGCUUAAGGAGGCCCUAGACUCGAACGAGAUUGCCGAUCCCACGCUUCUAAUGUGCCACGAUACGCCAGAGGCGCUGGCCGAUGACCAGGGUGCGGGUGGUGGUACAGAUGGCUGCAAUGGCGGUGGUCUCGGCGGUGGAGGUGGUAGUGGUGGUGGCGGUGCCAUCGAUGUGGCUGCGCACACCUCGUACGCACGACGGAAGCUAGAGCAGAUACAGGAACGCAUCGACAAAAAGAACCAGGCGCUGGACGCCCUCAAGUAUUCGGUGAAGCCAGAGUCCAAGGUGCUCUCCAUUCUUGAGAAGGAGAUGGAGUGGCUGAAGAGUGAGAAGCGUCAGACGGAGGCACAUCUGCGGAGGACAGACGCCUGGACGGAGCACCUGGGCAAGUGGAAGGCCACCAUUCAGAGUGUGGAGGUAUCCGAUGAGAAGGAAUCGCUGCAGUUCAUGAUACUGGUGCAUGUGGAUGAGGACAUUAAUGCUCCCUCUCAACCUUCAGCGAAAAACGGCGACACUGGUGGUGUCCACACCAGCGUCCAUCAACGCAGGCGGCCCUCAGGCAUCUCCAGCGGCUGGGUGGUGAUGCGUUCCCUUAACCAAGUUCAUGAGCUGCAAAGGAAGCUGCGGCAUGUUAGCUCUAACCUGAAAGCUCUUGACCUGCCCACGAAUUUCAAGUUCUUCUUUUUGAAGACCGACCGACAUGGCCAAGAGAAGGCCAAGGCACAGAUCCAGAAGUUUCUCAAUUUCAUUCUGGAGGACGACCAUCUGAAUGGCAGCGAAGCCAUCUAUACGUUCCUCAGCCCCAGCUCGGAUCACUUGAAGCAGUCGUUGCCUUCGCCGAAGAAGUCCAAGUUCUCACUGUCUACGCUUUUCCGCAGCGAUGCGGGGAAGGCGCACGAUGCGGCCACCAGCCGAGCCACCGAUCCCUUCUGGGGGCUGCAGCGCGACGACGACGACAUUUCCACGUAUCUGGACGGUGAGUCUGGGGGCGAGGCAAAGCUCCUGCCAACGGAUCUGGACAGCAAGGACUCGAUAGCGGAGCCCAUGUACGCACUGAUGGGCGAAAUCUUCGACAUGGGCGGUGUGUUCAAAUGGUUGCGCAAGAGCCUCAUCUCAUUUGUUCAGAUAACAUACGGACGGACGAUCAAUCGGCAAAUCCGUGAGUCGGUGGCCUAUCUGUUCGAGGAGUCCAUGCUGCACAACUACUUCUCGGCCAUCCUCAAGUCCUUUUGGCCGGGCGGAGUCCUUGCGUCCGCCUAUCCAGCGCGUUCGGAGGAUAUGCGUGAAAUGACCAGCACGGCGGCCAAGGCCUUGCUCACCGACCAUAUACCUGAGGUGCUGUGCAAUCUGGUCGGCGCCCAGGCGGCCAAACGAGGUGUCCUCAAGGUGUUUGAGGCCCUGCAGAAUCCCGCCUACAACAAGCAGCUUUUCUACGAACUGCUGGAGAUACUCAUGAUUGAAUUCUUUCCCGAGAUCCGCCAGCUGCGUGUGACGAAUACGAAUGGCUCCAAGCUGAAUACGGCAACGGCUGGAGCGGCGGCUGCUUCGGCUGCAGCGACCCUGGCAGCGGCCACAGCGGCUGCGUCGUUGCCUUCCCUAAGCCACAGUGGCACAGGCGGCGGAGGUGGAGGCGGACAUAGUACAUCAACUGGGCAGAAUCAUCAGGGAUCGACCUCAUCGGCCUCGAUUGGUUCGUCAACGAGCAGCAACUCCUUGGGCGGCGGCGGCGGAGGAGUAGCGCAUCAGCAAUCGCACUACCACCUUGGAUCCCACCACCACCUGCACCAAGCGAGCAGCUCCAAGUAGCUUCAAGUAGCUCCUGGUAGCUUCAAAUAGCUCCCGGUGGCUUCGAAGUAGCUCCUAGUAUCUCCAUGAAGCUCUGAUCAGCUUCUGGUAGCUCUUCGUUUUAAUAUAUAUUUUUUUGUUUUAA
Molecule: messenger RNA, 4360 nt
Organism: Drosophila serrata
Lineage: Eukaryota; Metazoa; Arthropoda; Insecta; Diptera; Drosophilidae
Gene: snz
Product: sorting nexin snazarus
Cellular component (GO): intracellular membrane-bounded organelle
Molecular function (GO): phosphatidylinositol binding
Source: RefSeq, a predicted model, not a curated record